CUUCCCUGUCUUUACGCCUCUCACCUGCUUCCGACGAAGAAGAAGUUGUCAGGACCGUGGCAGUGGGAGUGGAAUUGCACUGCGAUUUAAUCUGUACCCCCUCGUACCGUAAGCAGGUGACGGGCCCGCACCAUACUUUAUUCCUCCCAUUUCAUCCGCGCCGUCUCCUGCUAUAACCACUUUUGCCAUGCGUUGAGUGCACCGAGACCCCAGGGCUCUUUUCCUUUAUCCAUUCCACAAUCGUUUUCGUGCCAUACCAUUACCUUUUAGUCACUCAUUGAAGUUCUGGAUUCGUGGAGAGCCUCUGUUCUUUCUGGUUGCCUGCCAUCACCCAUCAUUUCUUCGUGUCGAGCCCUCGUAUCUGACCUUUCCUCGGUCAUCUCAGACUAGUUGUGGUCCUGGAUUACUUCAAGUCAUCCUGGGAUUCCGAGUUCUUUGAGAGAUGCAAUUCUCUCAUGGGCUAUUCUUCUGGGCUAUCCAGGGCAGCACUUUUGUUGCCGUCCAAAGUUUACCUGGUCCAGCCAGUAUGCCACACUUUCCAAGCGAGUAUCAAACUUUAUUUCUAACUUUGUCAUCUCAGAUCCAAGUCCGCAGCCAUACCAAAAUACAACAAGGGCAUCGACGACGUCAAGUAGUAGUACGAAAAGCCUGAAGGCUUUUGAAGAAGUCUUUUCCCCACCACCCAUUUCGCGAGGGGUGAUUACUCGUCCGAAAACCACGACAUCCUCAACAAGAAGCAGUAGUAUAUCAACGUCUAUAUCAAUAGUAACUUCUACGACAAGUAUUCCGAUCAGCACCUCGUCUUCUAGUAGCUCUGGGUUUUCAACGAGAAGCAGUUCUGUAACUGUAUCUACUGUGUCAGGAUGGCCCUCGUCUACCAGCAAUUCAAAUUAUACUAUCACCAGACCACCAAUUGCGGUCCCUACAUCAAACGAUCUUCCUUCAAAUUCCACUUAUACUUUUAAGAAUGCCACUACCAAACUCACUACUUCCUAUGCAAAUACAACCACCAUCCCAUGUACGACACUGCAACCGGGCGAAGUUUCCACAGUGUUCAUAAUUCUACCGAAUACCAACACGCGUACUGUAACUCGAUAUGGUAAUGGCACCCAAGCCUCCAUAGCAUUGCCCUCAACGGAGCCAGAAUUUACUCCUCCAGUCUAUUGCCCGACUGGCAUCCCUUAUUCGACAGCCGCUUCAGCUAGCACGACACUCUCGAGUGUUGGGGUGCCAGGGACGUCUGAUAAAUGGUGGGGCACUUCGACCCACGCAGUACCGACUAUUGGAUCUCCAGCAUAUUCCAUUCCUCGACCACCGUCGCCUACUCAGAGUGGUCAGAAUCCAAUUACGGUCAUUACCACGAGCAAAAAUCCACUUUACACUGUUACCACGCUUGGCGAUUUGGGAUAUCCUGAUGGACCUAAAACAACCAAAGGAGUGCCUGGCUCCCAACAAGAUCCUACUGAUGAUACUAAUUGGGGUCCUCUGCCGUUUCCACCGCCUUCGAAUCCUAAUAACCCUGUGACACCCAACGUUCCUAAUAUACCCAAAAACCCAGCAACUAGCAAUCCGGGCAAUAGUAGUCCGGGUAGCAGCAAUCCAGGUAGUAGCAAUCCAGGAACUAGUAACCCAGGAACCAGUAAACCAGGUAGCAGCAAUCCAGGAAACAACAGUCCAGUAUCACCCAAUAACCCCGAAACACCUAGUAAUCCAGGGACUAGCAGCCCAGGAAAUAACAAUUCGGGGAGCAACAACGGAGCAGGAGCUGGGAACCAUGGUGGAAGCGGUGCUACUACUGGAGACGCAUCAGGAGCAGGAAAUCAUGGAGGAGCUGGAACUGGGACUAAUACGGGUGCUGGAAAUGGAGGAGGGAAUGGAGCGGGUAGUGGAGCAGGAAAUAACAAUGGCGGUUCCAAUAAUGGAGCGGUGGGCGGGGGAACUGGAGGAGGAGCUAGCACUGGGGGAUCGAAUAAUGUCCCUGAUUCAAACGGAGCAGGAUCUGGUAAUGGAGGAGGUUCUUCUGGUAUUCCUGGAGGUCAGAAUAUUAAUAACGUUGGAGGCGGCAAUGGGGGCUCUAAUGGCAACCCGAAUGUUGCCACACCUACUACUGCAACAAUUGGCGGCGUUCAGGUUGUUGUUCAACCAACACAGGUUGUCAUCGGCACACAGACGAUAUCAGUGCCUAACAUAGGAUCCCCUGGAAACGGGAACGGAAAUGGCGGUGUUGAAAAUGGUAACGGAAAUUCAAACGGCAAUGGACCAAGUUCGAGAAUUGUUGUUGAGAACGGACAAACAUUUGCCAUCAAUCCUUCACAAGUGAUUGGUGCCGGCUCAACAAUCAAUAUUCCAGUGACUAGUGCUGGCGGUCUUUUCAGAGAAGCUAUACCGACAGUCAUAUCUGGAGUCCCUGUACAGCUCGGUCAAAAUAGUGCCGUCAUCGCUGGGGUUACAUACUCAAUUGGAGCAGGUGCACCACAAACAACGAUUUCGGUCAGUGGGCAGAUUAUCACAAUCGGCCCCAAUGGACUUGAAUUUCCUCAGACAACUGUCCCUCCGCGCGCUCCUCUACCUACCAACAUUGUGGUUAUCGAAGGUCAGCUAUUUUCUGCAAUUGGUGCCUCUGUCGCCGUUGUUGGAAGUUCAACAAUAACCUAUGGACCAGCGAUGCCAGCCCAAACCAAGACUUUCAAUGGUGCUCCAAUCACGUUGGCGCCGGGCGGAAUCUACUUUGAUGAUGGGAAGAGCUUGGGUGGUGCGGCAAAUCCAAGCAACACACAGCUAGGCAUUGCUGGCGCACUGACAAUAAGUGAAAUCGGUUCAAGCAUUGCAGUUAUCAACGGUGUAACAUUUACUGUCGGGCCUGCUGGCUCGUCGCCGACUACCACGGUCAUUAAUGGGAAGACUAUUACUAUAGACCAAAGAGGUAUUGGUCUCGGAAGUACGACACUUUCAUUCCCUUUCAACCCAACAACUCGAACGUUCUCCUAUGGAGACAUCACCUAUACCCAGAUUGGAGGGAGCUUGGUAAUAUUAGGGGGAACAACAUUCACAGUUGGUGCCGGAGCAAAGCCAACGACGAUUUUUGAAAAUGGACAGACUAUCAGUAUCGGACCCGGUGGAAUGGGCUUCGCAUCCACAACAAUUCCUCUAGAUAUAACGACAUCAACACCGACACCGACAGCGGGCGCGAGUGUGGGUGUCAAUGCAGCGAAAGCUACAAGUGCCAGCGGAGCAGGCGUAAUAAGACCAAUGACUGGAGUUUGGGGGUUAUGCAUGUUGAUUUGGGCUGGGUAUAUGAUGUGAACUGAACUUCGUUGGGAGGAAAACCCCUGAUUUGAAAUGGUUGGGCGUUUUACGGGAUUUCAUAUGCAUAUACCCGGGCACAAAAUGGGCUUUUAAUGAGUGCUUUUUGAGAUGAGAUUUUGUAAUUGUAGUGUAUAUAGACGUGCCAUGAGCGGGCUAUGAAAAUGAUACAUGAAGGUUUUGAAG
Messenger RNA from Hymenoscyphus albidus, 3489 nucleotides. The record is from the annotation of a GenBank genome assembly. Lineage: Eukaryota; Fungi; Ascomycota; Leotiomycetes; Helotiales; Helotiaceae.